This is a messenger RNA of Monodelphis domestica (gray short-tailed opossum), 4596 nucleotides long. RefSeq names its product membrane metalloendopeptidase (gene MME). Gene Ontology annotation, molecular function: metalloendopeptidase activity. Gene Ontology annotation, biological process: amyloid-beta clearance; protein processing. The record is from RefSeq and is a predicted model, not a curated record. Gene Ontology annotation, cellular component: plasma membrane. Lineage: Eukaryota; Metazoa; Chordata; Mammalia; Didelphimorphia; Didelphidae.
UCCUCCUCCUCCUCCUCUUCCUCCUCCUCCUCCUCCUCCCACCCCUUUUCCCCUCCCCCUACUUGACUUCCCCCUCCCCUGUGCUCCUCAGUUUUCCUCUUCCUCCUCCUCCUUCUCCUCCUCCUCCUCCUCUGGUGCUGCUGCCACCACCGCCUCCUCCCGGGCUCCUGGUGCUCGGCGCUUCCCCCAGCUGCCCGCUGCUGCCAACGUGCGCACGGCUCGGGGUUCCCAGGGCAGCCCUGGGUCUUCGCGAUCUCAUUGGUUGGGGAUGUGUCUAUUUACAUCAUCCUCGAACUUCUCCCAGAUCCGACUGGGGCUGGAAGGAAUAAGUUCAUGUGAGUGGAGUACUUUGAAGAAGAAAAUUGCUAAGUAGGACUCCGUGUAUCCUCUGAACACCGAGGAGGAAAAGAGCUCCUCAAUUUGUCCAUCUGAUAAAUAGACUUUAGGUUAUGGGCAGAUCCGAAAGCCAGAUGGAUAUAACUGAAAUCAACAGCCCCAAGCCAAAGCCGAAGCAUCGAUGGAGCUCGCUGGAGCUCAGUCUGUCGGUCCUCGUGCUUCUGCUCACCAUCAUAGCCAUCACCAUGAUCGUUCUGUAUGCGACCUAUGACGAUGGAAUUUGCAAAUCAGCAGAUUGCAUAAAAUCAGCUGCUCGGCUGAUUCAGAACAUGGAUGACAACAUCAACCCUUGUACAGACUUUUUCAAAUAUGCCUGUGGAGGCUGGUUAAAGCGGAAUGUCAUUCCAGAGACCAGCUCACGUUACAGUAACUUUGACAUUUUAAGAGAUGAACUAGAAGUCGUUCUGAAAGAUGUUCUUCAGGAGCCCAAAACCGAAGAUAUAGUAGCAGUACAGAAAGCCAAAACAUUGUACAGAUCCUGUAUUAAUGAAUCUGCCAUUGACAGCAGAGGUGGUGAACCAUUGCUCAAACUCUUGCCAGAGAUCCAGGAUUGGCCAGUUACAAUGGACAACUGGGAAACAGUAUAUGGUACUUCUUGGACAGCUGAAAAAUCCAUUGCAGAUUUGAACUCUAAAUUUGGGAAAAAAGUCCUGAUCAAUUUUUUUGUUGGCACAGAUGAUAAGAACUCCACAAAUCAUAUUAUUCAUAUUGAUCAGCCUCGACUUGGCCUGCCAUCACGUGACUACUAUGAAUGCACCGGCAUAUAUAAGGAGGCCUGCACAGCAUAUGUGGAUUUCAUGAUCGCUGUGGCUAAACUGAUCCGGCAGGAUAAAGGACUGACAAUUAACGACACCCAUAUUACCCAGGAAAUGAAUCGAGUCAUGGAGUUGGAAAAAGAGAUUGCCAACGCCACAGCUAAACCUGAAGACCGGAAUGACCCAAUGCUCCUCUAUAAUAAAAUGACCCUAGCCCACAUCCAAAACACCUAUACAUUAGAGAUCAAUGGACAGCCGUUCAACUGGGCAAAUUACACAAAUGCAAUCAUGUCAACUGUGAAAAUUAGUGUUGCAAAUGAGGAAGAUGUGAUUGUGUAUGCUCCCGAAUAUUUAACCAAACUUAAGUUCAUUCUUACCAAAUAUUCUGCCAGAGAUCUUCAAAAUUUUAUGUCCUGGCGGCUCAUUAUGGAUCUCGUAAGCAGCCUCAGCCGAAACUACAAGGAGUCGAGAAAUGCUUUCCGGAAGGCUCUUUAUGGCACAACAUCUGAAACAGCCACUUGGCGACGUUGUACUAAUUAUGUCAAUGGGAACAUGGAAAAUGCUGUUGGACGGCUUUACGUAGAAGCAGCAUUUGCUGGCAACAGUAAACAUGUGGUAGAAGAUCUGAUUGCACAGAUUCGAGAAGUUUUCAUUAAGACUUUAGAUGACCUCACUUGGAUGGAUGCAGAGACCAAAAAGAAAGCUGAAGAUAAGGCGAUGGCAAUUAAGGAAAGGAUUGGAUAUCCUGAUGACAUCGUUACAAAUGAAGAAAAAUUGAACAAAGAGUACAGCGAAUUGAAUUACAAAGAGGAAGAAUACUUUGAGAAUAUCCUGAAAAACCUGAUGUUUGCGCAAAACAAGCAGCUCAAAAAGCUUCGAGAAAAGGUGGACAAGGAAGAGUGGAUAAGUGGGGCAGCUGUGGUCAACGCUUUUUAUUCUUCAGGACGAAACCAGAUCGUUUUCCCAGCUGGAAUCCUACAGCCUCCCUUCUUCAGUGCACAACAGCCCAGCUCCUUGAACUAUGGUGGGAUUGGCAUGGUGAUAGGACAUGAAAUCACACAUGGCUUUGAUGACAAUGGUAGAAACUUCAAUAAGGAUGGGGAUCUUGUUGAUUGGUGGACUCAAGAAUCAGCCAACAAUUUCAAAGAACAGUCUCAAUGUAUGGUAUACCAAUAUGGAAACUUUUCGUGGGACUUAGCAGGUGGACAACAUCUCAAUGGAAUCAACACUCUGGGUGAAAACAUUGCUGACAAUGGAGGCAUUGGGCAAGCAUACAGGGCCUAUCAGAAUUUUGUGAAAAAGAAUGGAAAAGAGAAGUUACUUCCUGGCCUUAACCUCAACCACAAACAGCUGUUCUUCUUGAACUUUGCUCAGGUAUGGUGCGGGACAUACAGGCCAGAAUAUGCUGUCAACUCCAUCAAAACCGAUGUUCACAGUCCAGGCAAUUUCAGGAUCAUAGGAACUUUGCAGAACUCCCCAGAGUUUUCAGAAGCCUUUAACUGUCGCAAGAAUGAUUAUAUGAAUCCAGAAAAGAAGUGUCGUGUGUGGUGAUGCUAGAAAGAAGUAGCAAAGGCCAAGGACAGAUGGACUUCCAUGGACAGCAGAAAAAAAUCUGGAACUUUCUACCACAGGAAAAAAAUAUGCACCAAACUCACUGUAAUUAUAAGAGGAUGUUUGAGAGGGGGAUGCUUCAAGGUGUUCAUUUCAGGUUAAGAAAAGUGACGGUGCAGCCAAAAUUGUAUGUGAGCUGCUCAAGAAAGGGUGAAGGAGAGCCCAGUUUGCUAUCCACUAAACCUAUCACAACUGUGUACAUAAUGCUUUACUCUUAAAUGGUGGCUUCAGGUUAAUGUCUGUUUCCCAUUUGGUCAGUGGAAUGAAUAUUCUCACUUGGAAACAGGUUUCAUCGCCUAUGAAUGUAGAUGGAUAUUUUUAAUCAAAGGGAGGAAGAAAAUAUCAAAGAAUAGAGUGGGAAAAUAGCUGUGUAAUGAGGACACAACAGUUGGAAACCAGAGAAUAGGUGUGGUCUGCCACCUCUAUCAAUGGAAAGUAUUGGAUUUUUCUUUCUUCCUGAUCCAUCUAUGCCCUCACCUAGACCCCUUCAAAGUGUUCUUAGAAGAAUGGGGAUUUGGGGCUUGAAGUCAUUUUGAAAAGAAGUCAUUAUCCUGUAAUCACUUUUUUCUCAUUCCAAGGCAAUUAAUUUGUCAUAAUCAUGUUCAAUAAAGAAAGGAAAAUUUAGGUCUCUCUCUUUCCUCCCCUGCUGACAGAUACUGAGAAUCCCCAAGCUCUCUUGUAAUUUUCUAAACAAUUUCUUGUUCUCUCUAGACUUGGCCUUUUUAAAAGAUUUAUAGUAAUGUAUAAAUCAUAAUUUUUAUAUUUAAUUAUUAACUACGUGUAUGACAAAGUAACUGCUAUAUCUAUAUAUACCAAUAUAGAGAAAUGGAUGCAAUGAUCACCAAUCUGCAAUUGGGAACUGACAUUUCAGGUUGAGAUCUGGAACAUUCUUUACAUUAAGGAAACAUCUGCAAACCAACAUCUGUAAAGUACUGUACGGAUUAAAAUUUGAGACUUUUUUAUGAUUCAUAUUUGCAAAAAAGCUUUAAGCCAGAAUUUUUGCAUAAAAUUCACUGUCGGUCAGAUAGGUUCCCGAUGUCUAUUGUAGAAGCAAGCAGAAAUUUCCAGAAAAAUCAGUAGUAGAUUCAUCUGAUGAGUACUGCAAUGGAUAAAACUGUUUCCAUGUGAUUCCAGGGGGAAUGGAACCACACUGGAGCAUUAGGGAGCACAGCCUCAUUUGGGUACAUUGAGGCCUUACCUGGAUGCCCCUCUAAGCAACAGCCAGGUGACAAGACUAAUAUAAGAAUUCCCAAUUAUUAAUUCUAGAGCAUCAGUAGGCACUGAUGUUGAUGAAGGCAUCAGUGAAAGGGAGAGGACAGGUUCAAUGGCCUUCGUUGUGCUUGAGUCUACUGUGAUUAGUUAACUGAAUAAACAUUCAGUAUUAUGACAUCCCCGAAUCCCAGUUUGAGUGUAAAAAGGGACCCUAGAAGUCACCUAAUUCAAAUCUUUCAUUUUCCAAAAAAGAAAAGUGAAAUGACCCAUCCAGUUGAUCAAUUGGUAGACCCAGACUUUGAACUUGGGACAUCUGACUCCAAAUUCAAGAGUCCAGUCAGAAAUGAUGUGAUAACUAAGUAAAACUAUUUUAGGAUGACUAAUUUAAUGGUAAUAAUUAGCUCAGGCAUCCAGUGGUAUGAGCAGAAAGUAUGAGAGGGGAGAAAUCUCCCCUUUCCACAUUUGUCCAUGGCCUGUGACUAUUUCUGGGACCUCAUGAUAAAGAAGUCAUUUCCUGCAUAUGACCCUGAUUCCAUGUCAUGCUUAUUUUAUCUUUCAAUGUCACCUGAUGAAAAUGUUUUUUUUAUAAUAAACAAAAACUGUGAGACCAAUACUCACCAGA